Molecule: messenger RNA, 229 nt
Organism: Dovyalis caffra
Lineage: Eukaryota; Viridiplantae; Streptophyta; Magnoliopsida; Malpighiales; Salicaceae
Source: the annotation of a GenBank genome assembly
AUGCAGGUAGAACGGUAUUUGCUACUAUUUGGGGCUGCCCUUGGGUCCAAUACGAGUGACUUUGUAGAAGCAAAUUUAAGAAACAGUAAGAGAGGACAGUCGAAAUUGAAUGAUGGUCAUAAAGUACUACGACAAGUUACUGAGUUAGGCUAUCUACCACCAGACGACACCCCUCCUGGUGGGCGGCACCGAAAACCUGGUAGGAAAAGCUCCAUUUCUCUCAGAAUGG